Elgaria multicarinata webbii is the source of this 5567-nucleotide messenger RNA. RefSeq names its product CTD small phosphatase like (gene CTDSPL). The transcript has 8 exons. Gene Ontology annotation, molecular function: RNA polymerase II CTD heptapeptide repeat phosphatase activity. Bases 771 to 1598 code for a protein of 275 amino acids. NCBI's taxonomy places the organism in Eukaryota, Metazoa, Chordata, Lepidosauria, Squamata, Anguidae. The record is from RefSeq and is a predicted model, not a curated record.
GGGGGGCUGACAGAAAAGGGGGAGCUCGGGGGUACCACCACCCUCCUGGGGAACUGGCUUCCUUCUUCUUGGGUGAGGGGCAAUUCAAGGGGUAGGUAACUUUAGGGCUAAUCAUUUCCCCUGACAAGUGGGGGUGCACCCUUUUGGGGGAGGGGGGGCAAUGGUAGAUCAGGGGCAUCCUUUGGGGAGCGUUAUGUGCAGCGUGUUCUGGGGGAGGUUUUGGGGGGGAGGUUUGGUGGUUGUUUUUUUAAAGGGAUUAGCUCAGGGCACCCUGGGGUUGGCAGCUUAGGGGAGACAGGACAAUUUGGGGGUGGUUUUUUUUUGGUGGGGGUUUCUUUUUUGGGUGGGGUGUGAUGGUUAGUCGGCACCCCCUCCCCUGUCUCUAUUUUUUAAAGCUGUCCUAAGGUGGCUGUUCAGGCGGGUAUUUUUGUGCCUGGCGUAGGGAUUUGGCGUGGCACUGGGUUUAUUUUCUUAUUCGGAGUGGUACACAGUUUUGCUUUUGGUGGGGUAGUCUUUGCAGAUUUGGGGUUUCCCCCUCCUUUUAAAAACUCCCACUGUUCUUUGAAGAACUACAGAAGAGACCUGUAUGCGUGCUGCCUUCUAUUACAAUUUUUUUUGGCUUGGCUUCGCUCCUGGAGGAGUUAUUUUUUUCCACGUAUAAAUCCGCCUAUUGAUUUCCUAAAAGGAAAACAAAUAAAAAGAAACCCAUAAACGCACACCGAACCUGCCUCUGGGAGGGAAAUAUCCAGGUGAAAACGCACUCUGUUUCCAUGGACAACCCGUCCAUUAUCACCCAGGUGACUAACCCCAAAGAGGAAGAAAUCCUGUCUUGCUCUCAGGAUAAAGUGUCCCAAUGUAAUCUCAGUUUGAAGAAGCAGAGGAGUCGAAGCAUCUUUAGCACUUUAUUCUGCUGCUUUCGUGACUACAAUGUUGAGCCGCCGUGUCCCAACAGCACCAGUGUCCUUCCUCCAUUGGUGGAAGAGAAUGGCGGACUUCAGAAGGGUGACCAGAUGCAGGUCAUUCCCAUUCCAAGUCCACCAGCAAAAUACCUCUUGCCAGAAAUGACAAUAUCUGAUUAUGGAAAGAAGUGUGUGGUCAUUGAUCUAGACGAAACACUAGUGCACAGUUCCUUCAAGCCAAUUAGCAAUGCUGAUUUCAUUGUUCCAGUUGAAAUUGAUGGAACUAUACAUCAGGUUUAUGUAUUAAAACGGCCGCAUGUGGAUGAAUUCCUCCAGAGGAUGGGAGAGCUUUUUGAAUGUGUUCUCUUCACAGCCAGCCUAGCAAAGUAUGCAGACCCAGUGGCAGACUUGUUGGAUCGCUGGGGUGUGUUCAGGGCUCGUCUCUUCAGAGAAUCCUGCGUUUUCCACAGAGGAAAUUACGUGAAGGAUCUAAGUCGACUUGGGCGAGAGUUGAGCAAAGUUAUUAUAGUGGAUAACUCCCCUGCAUCUUACAUCUUCCAUCCUGAAAAUGCAGUGCCUGUGCAGUCCUGGUUUGAUGACAUGACAGACACAGAAUUGUUAGACCUUGUUCCUUUCUUUGAAGGACUAAGCAAAGAAGAGGAAGUCUACACUAUGCUUCAUAAACUCUGCAACAGGUAGCCCUCCAAGCCUAAGUGGCUGUUUCGCUGCGGCUUCCCCGGGACAUCCAGUUGUACACAGCAUCUCAGAGAGAGGAUGCUCUUGUCAAGAGUUUUACGGCACUCUCGAUCUUCCUCUUAAAAUGCUGUACAUGAAGGACAAUCGUGAACUGAUGCUACUAAAUCAUGGGAAAUACAGACGCCGUAAGGUGAUAAGACUACUUUUUUUAAAAAAAGGGAAAAAAUUAAAAGAAGCUAUUUUGAAUGGGACUGUUUUAAUGAAUUUCAUAAAUGGACAUAUUUUACAGAACCCGCUUUUUUCUUAAAACAUGCCAAAAAAAAAAAAAAUUUGAAAGUUUGAUGUUGCUCCAGCAAGUUGACUUAACCCUUUCCCUACCCUUUCCCAUCCUGCUAUGCAGAUCAUUUUCCCCACUCCACCCCGCUUAUAGAGCAGUUGAUCUGACUCUGAACUUUCUUUCUUCCAUGAUGAAGUGCCUUUUUGAAUGUUGUUUUGAGAUUUAAAGGGGCGGGGGGGGGGAAUCAUUUUUGUAUAAGGCGUAUUUCCAGACAUCUUUUAGUCUUGUAUUGUUUAAAUGCUUUAAGAAGAAGAAAAAGCUGGAAAUCUUUUAUAGAGCAUUGUAAUAUAUGGAAACAAAGGAGGAAGCUGAAAGAGGUGAGGGGGUUCUGUCUCCAAGAUGAUGCCAUCAGAGUUGUAUCGGCGACAAUUGUGUCACAUUUGAAAGGUUCAGGAGUAUAGGAGUAGGAAUCGCAGUCCACCGGGUUCUAUAAAGGUCAGUGACACAGCCGUCUUACUCAUUUGGGUCCUGUUUUGCACAUAGCUUAGAAUAUAUCUGCAUUUUUGAAUGAAUGCGGCAAAAUGGAAUAGGAUGCGCACACAGUGGCAAGUCGUUUCUCAGCACCUUCGGGAGGGAGAGGGGGCGUCUUUUUCCGUCUUUGCUAACGCACAACUGCCAGGUGUUUCUGAUGAUGUUCCUGAUGAGAUACUGAUAAAAGCAUUGAGGACAAUGGGUCUAUUUAUAGGAACCAAAGGCACAGUUACAAGAUGGGGGAUACUUGGCUCAGCAAUACUACAUACGAGAAGGAUCUUGGGAUUGUUGUAGAUCGCAAGCUGAAUAUGAGCCAACAGUGCGAUAUGGCUGCAAGAAAGGCAAAUGCUAUUUUGGGCUGCAUUAAUAGAAGUCUAGCUUCCAAAUCACGGGAGGUACUGGUUCCUCUCUAUUCAGCCCUGGUUAGGCGUCAUCUAGAGUAUUGCGUCCAGUUCUGGGCUCCACAAUUCAAGAAGGACGCAGACAAGCUGGAGCGUGUUCAGAGGAGGGCAACCAGGAUGAUCAGGGCUCUGGAAACAAAGCCCUAUGAAGAGAGACUGAAAGAACUGGGCAUGUUUAACCUGGAGAAGAGAAGAUUGAGGGGAGACAUGAUAGCACUCUUCAAAUACUUAAAAGGUUGUCACACAGAGGAGGGCCAGGAUCUCUUCUCGAUCCUCCCAGAGUGCAGGACACGGAAUAACGGGCUCAAGUUAAAGGAAGCCAGAUUCCAGCUGGACAUCAGGAAAAAACUUCCUGACUGUUAGAGCAGUACGACAAUGGAAUCAGUUGCCUGGUGAGGUUGUGGCCUCUCCCACACUAGAGGCCUUCAAGAGGCAGCUGGACAACCCUCUGUCAGGGAUGCUUUAGGGUGGAUCCUGCAUUGAGCAGGGGGUUGGACUUGAUGGCCUUGUAGGCCCCUUGCAGCUCUGCUAUUCUAUGAUUCUAUGAUUCUAUGAAGCUUGAAUUCUUUCUUGACAGAGGCCAUGUCUACACCAGCCGUUUAUACUGGGAUCAUCCCUGUGCAUCCAAAUGACACACAAGCCAUGGCUAGACCAGGCCUAUAUCCCAGAAUCAUCCCUGCGCAUCUAAAUGACACACAGGGGAUCCCAGGAGCAGGCAGGGAUGACCCCUCCAUUUGCCUGGGACAAUCCUUAGGUGUAGAAAAGGCCAGAGAGAUGACCUGUUUGCGUAAUAUGGGUCCCAAGCCCCAAUGAAACAGGUGGGAGGUGACCCACGAGCACAACUUCCCACUCCUCUCGGCGGGGUGGAUGUGCAGGAGACGUUCCCGAUUUUAUUGUGCCCCAUGUGUUUCGUUUUGUUCUUAGCUGCUGCUACUGAAGGUUCACCAAAGGGAGCUGAACCCUGGCUGUUAUACUGUUCUUCGCCACUGUGCCUGUGCUACUGAAACCUUUGUUGUAACGUUGCAGACUGGGGCAACGAAUAAAGUGCUGGCCGUUUUUGUAUCAAGCUUAAUCAAAUGAGGCCUACAAAUUUUUAUUUUUUAUUUUAAUUAGGGUGGUGCACCCUGUUCUCAGUGCUUCAUUGUGGGUUUUUAAAAAUCCUUUCCCCUGCUUUUAUGCUUCUUCCUUUAAAAAAUAUCAGGACGUGAUUCCAUGCUUCCCAUGGCUAAAUAUUUUUCUAGCAUCCAUCAAAUCAGACCUGGGGUUAUUGUCCCUUUACUGAAUUGCUGGGAUUAUUAGAACUGAAAUAUGUCUUGGGGUUUCCCACGUGUUAAAAUCAGAGAGUUCGUCUUAAGUUUCUCCAAUAGCUUUCCAUUACUUGGGUGGUACAAAUUUACUUUAUUCAGAGUGAAGAACGCCAGUGUUUGUCCUUGGAGUGUGAAUUUCUGGUCUCAAAAAAAAGUUGAACUUCCAUAACCUUUUUGAAACACUUGGAGCUAAAAGACGGCACACCUAAAAGCAUGAUCCUUUUUUGAACAUUUUCAUCUCUCCUCCCUUUCCUUCCCCCCCCCCCCACCUUCUAUAUCUAAGGCCAAUGUUUGUUAUCUUUGCACCAUCGGAAAUCCACGUUUGCUGAAAUUAGCCAUAUAGGACAGGAAUUGUCCACAAACGUUUGGUGCUUAGCCCAGCAAACUGUCAAAUGCUGAAAUGGCUUGUUGUCGUGACUUGCCUUUUACCUGGUUAUGGUCAGUAGGAGCCUCAAGGAGCUGAGAUGGAUAUAUCGCUCUCAGUUACAAACACUGAAGAAGCAGCUGAACCCAUUUAUUCACAAGAGAAGCAGGCCAGCCUCCACAGGCAUGGGAUAGGUCACCCAAGCUCGUGCCAUUCAGACGUGUUAGACUACCAACAACUCCCAUCAUUCCCAGCCAGCAUGUUUGGGGAUGAUGGGCAUUGGCAGUCCAUCACAUCCGGAGGUACAGAGUCUAGGAAGGCUGGAAUAGGUUAUCACAGGCACAGUAGAAAACAGACACGUCAUUCCGUAAUCCAAUUUCACUCCAUGUUUGCAAAUCACUUACAGCAUUGUAUAAGCAGUACAAUCCCAUUUGGCCCAAAAUGGUCACCCAUUGGAACGCCAUCAACACCUUGUUCGCCCACCAGAAGCUAUUACCUUAUUUACUGUAUGUUUCGUUUGCCAAGAAUCUGGCCACACAGAGAAAUGCCAACAAUUAGGGUGUUGUUUUUCGUUUUUCAUUGUUGUUGUUUUUAAUAUGGAUUCUGGUUAGUCCAUUAAGCUUACCUUCAAUCAAAGUGUUCUUUAAUUUUGUAUUUGAACUCAGACUAAUGAAACGGUUGUACUGCCAAAGUAUGUUCUCUAAGCAGUAUUUUUCCACUGUAUUUCUGGCCUUCUGAGCCUCAAAUAUAGUCUGCAGGGAAAAGUAUUCAGGUUGUAGUGAGGGCAAGUUCGAUGGGAAUGAUUGGAACUGAGGAGAAGAAAACCACUGGUAGUGGGUUCUUCUCACUCGUGUUGAACCUCUUGAACUUUCCAAUUGCGAGUUGCCAUCAUCUUGCCCUUUCUAGUGCGACGUGACCUUCUGACAGUUUUGUGCGCUCUUGUUUGUACAUAACGCAGACCAUUUUCAUUCAAUGUUCACUUUUUUAUAAAAAAUAAUAAUAAUCAGUGAUUUUAUCUCUAACCAGUUGCCUUAAAUGUCUGUGAAUGAAUGUUGAUUAUUAAAAGUGUCUUGUAACGUUGUGGAAUCCACA